Messenger RNA from Gallus gallus (chicken), 2721 nucleotides. It is a transcript of the gene LIX1, whose product is annotated as limb and CNS expressed 1. Gene Ontology annotation, biological process: autophagosome maturation. The record is from RefSeq and is marked provisional. The coding region runs from base 243 to 1088 and encodes 281 amino acids. Lineage: Eukaryota; Metazoa; Chordata; Aves; Galliformes; Phasianidae. The transcript is spliced from 6 exons. Gene Ontology annotation, cellular component: cytoplasm.
GUUCCGAAGAAGGAAGCCGCGCACCGAGCGUGCCAGCCUGCUUUGCUGUUCCUUAGCGCAGCGCAGGGGGAGGUGGGCCCUUGGAGUGCCUUGGAGUUUGAGGCAGUGCCUGAUUGGGAGACGAGGGGAUAUUCCUCAGGAGCCCGGUGCAUCAAUGAACUGCUGCAGGAAGGCAGUGCGGGGCUCGGCUCGCUCGGGCAUGAGGACAGCUGGUGGCCGCUGUCUGGUAAAGCAGGACGGAGAUGGACAGAACCCUGGAGUCUUUGCAGCUGGUGAUUGCCCGAGUUCUGCCUCACAGAGACCCUGCCCUGGUGUUUAAGGACUUGAAUGUUGUAGCAAUAUUGCAAGAGUUCUGGGAAAGCAAACAGAAGAAGAAGGCCGUACUUCCAAGUGAAGGCAUCAUUGUGUAUGAGUCACUGAGCAGCCUGGGCCCACCAUUUGUGAGUUAUGUUACCUUGCCUGGAGGAAGUUGUUUCGGUAACUUUCAGAGCUGUUUAAGCAGAGCAGAGGCAAGGCGGGAUGCUGCAAAAGUGGCUCUGAUCAACUCUCUCUUUAAUGAAUUGCCCUGUCGCAGAAUCACAAAGGAAUUCAUCAUGGAAAGUGUUCAGGAGGCUGUUUCCUCAACAAGUGGCAACCUAAAGGAUGCUGAUGACCCCAGCACUAGUAUUGGAGCUUAUCAUUAUAUGCUAGAAUCAAACAUUGGAAAGACAAUGCUGGAAUUUCAGGAGCUGAUGAUUGUCUUUCAGCUUCUGCAUUGGAAUGGAAGCCUUAAAGCUCUACGGGAAACAAAGUGCUCCCGGCAGGAAGUAAUUUCCUACUACUCCCAGUGUUCCUUAGAUGAAAAGAUGAGAAGUCACAUGGCCCUGGACUGGAUUAUGAAGGAGCAAGAAUCUCCAGGAAUUAUUUCCCAAGAGCUGCAAGUGGCACUGAGGGAACUGGAAGAAGUCAGGAAAGCUGGGCAUGAACUGAGGUUCUACAAAGAGAAGAAGGAAAUACUGAGCUUAGCACUGAGUCAGAUCUACAGUGAUGAAGUUACCACUUCCUCAUGGGACAAUCAAAUGAGCUUGGCCCUACAUGGCUACCGCUAACUUUGAAGAAGGCGUUUUAACAUGCCAGUGUAGGUUAAAAAUAGUCUCCAUGUAAGUUGUUAGUAUUCUUUUCCAUAGAUGUUUUAAUUUCUGUAUCUAAAAGCACAGAUGUCUUUCUUUUUUAAAAAAUAAUUUUUAUUUCAGUGGCUAGAAAUACUCUUCAGGUCAAGCUGCAGCUGUCAUGAAACAUUUGAUGUAGCGCUGGUACUAAAGUAUGUGUAAACCUAAAUGGAGACAAAGCAGAGAAAGCUUUUAUGGUACUCUGAAGGUUGAACUUGAUGUGGUACUUGAUUUCCACAUGAAAACUACACCUUUGCUGAAGACAUAAAAAUUGUUGUCACAAACCUACAGAGUGCAAGCAGUAAAAGACAAAAAGGGUAGUUCUAAGCUGCACUGGUGCCUGCUUACUCCCAGACUUCUUGACAGCAUAUGUUUCCUCCGAUCAGGUGCUAUUGCUGAAGUUCGUUGUAUUUUUUUGAAGGAUAUAAGGAACCUUUCAAGCAAAAAAAACCUGCAGCAUUAAACUAGUACUCCAGAUUCAAGGUGCUUUACCCCUGUUGCAGCCAAGAUUUCACAAACCUAUGCAAAGAUAAAGAUGAGCAGAAGUUACUCACUGGCCAUGCUCUGUCCAGUAUGGCUAACAGAUUCUGUGUGAUAAAAAUCUUCUAGUUAGACUUUAUGUACCUUUUCAAAGAGGAUUUACUUGCUUGCACUUCAGCAAAUGCCUGCUGAGGUUCAAGAUCUUUCCCUUCCCCAUGCUGACUGUCAGCACAAUUCCACUACUAGAAGCUGCUGUCCCUAGGGCAAAGUCAGCAGCAUAAGCCUGCAUGAGGCACACACUCAUAAUAACCAGCAUGCCAUUUUAGCUGAUGAUGACAGCAGGAAGGUGCUAAGAUGCUGGUCAAUGAACUUAAAUGCACUUCUCCGUAGUUCUGUUUCCUGCUAGUUUCUGCCAGAAGAAUGAACACCUAGCAUAGCCACAGUUUAAAUCAACUCAGUAACCUCAGUAGUAUCUCUUAGCAUCAGUACAAUUUGCUUUAAACAUAAAAGAGCAAAUUCUACGUAAAAGAGACAAACAGUUCAGUUGGAGGAAAAGCAGGCUGGGGAGAAUUUAUUUUCAUCCCUUGCACAAGUGGAUACCCAACAAUGUCACAUCUCAUAUAAAAAAGACAGGAGAAUAGGUCAGCAGUAAUAAUUGUGUUGCAAAACCACACACACCACUGCUAGAGGGAGUUCCCUGGAGUGCCUUACGAGAGAAAACUCUCAUUUUUUAUCUCCUUUCAGUCGUUCAUUUAAAAAAUGUACGAAGCUGUAUGGCUCUGUUACUCAAAAAUUUGUUUUCUUAACUGAAAGAGAAAAAUUUUCCUAGCUUUUAAUGUUUAGUUUUCUUUCAGGGCGUUUCAAAUGUAUAACAAUAAAGUGAAAGUAAUUUUCACACUGCAUCAAUAGAUUGUACAUACUCCCGUGUGCAUUUAGGUUGUGUAAUUUAGGCAGUGGUUUGCUUCCCAUCAAUGUAGUAUGUAAACUGUUUAAAACAGUAGGUUAUAGAAAAAGUACUGGAAAAACUUGGAUUGCUUUGAUUUUUGUUUGGUGAUCCGAUGAAGAAAUAAACAAUCACACUCCCGUGGACUGA